AUGGAUGGUUUCUCUGUAGCACAGCAAAUCUCCCACCUAAAUCAAAGCUGUGGACAAGGGCAUAGAAGGCAGCGACCACAACAGCAGAUGGAUUAUAAAUCUACAUCCCAGACAAUAUCAGAAAUGCAUCAUGUUUCGGUUCAUUCUGGCAUAGAACAGGAGCCUGAUACUUCAACCCAAAUGCACAAAAAGGCCAAACAAGACAUCAACCAAGAUGAUGUUCUGCACCAGCAGAUCUUUCAGCAACUACUUCGGAAGCAGGGUCCCAUGCAGUUGCAAGUUCAUAAUCCACAGCUAAGGGCAUUGAUCCAGCAGCACAGACUACGAAAUCAGCUGCAGCAACAAAUUUUACACUCCAUUCCGCAGUUGCAGAUUCAUGAACAACAGCCACAACAGACGAGCAAUCAAUUAGAACAGCAAUCCUCUUGUCAAGUUUCUGCUAUGCACUCCAUUGGUGAUGGUAUUUGUUUUCGACGAUUGAUGCAGUACCUGUAUCAUCUGCGACAUCGGCCACAUGACAAUAGUAUUGCCUAUUGGAGGAAAUUUGUAGCAGAGUACUAUGCUCCUAGUGCUAAGAAAAGGUGGUGUUUAUCCUCAUAUGAAAAUAUUGCACAACAUGCCCUUGGUGUAUUCUCUCAGGCAACAACGGAGGGGUGGCAGUGUGACAUUUGUGGUUCUAAAUCAGGGAAGGGAUUUGAGUCAAUUUUUGAAAUACUCCCUAGGCUUAGUAAAAUUCAAUAUGAGAGUGGGGUUCUCAAUGAGCAUCUAUUCCUUGAUUUUCCACAAGAGCAUAGAUUUUCUUCUGGAUUAAUGAUGUUGGAAUAUGAAAAAGCAGUUCAAGAGUGUGUUUACGAACAAUUUCGUAUAGUUCAUGAGGGCAGGCUUCGUAUAACUUUCAGACACGACUUGAAGAUACUGUCAUGGGAGUUUUGUGCGCGGCGCCAUGAAGAACUUUUGCUUCGUAGAUUUGUCGCACCACAGGUGAACCGGUUGGUUCAGGCUGCAUGCAAGUAUCAAAGUACCACUAACAACAGUGGAUCGGAUGGGAUUUUGCAAGAGGAUUUACAAUCAAAUGGCAAUUUGCUCCUAACAGCUGGGCAUCAGCUUGCAAGGAACUUGGAGUUACCGAUGGUGAAUGACUUGGGAUUUUCCAAAAGAUAUGUCAGGUGUUUGCAGAUUGCUGAAGUUGUAAACAGCACGAAAGAUUUGAUGACUUUCAGCUGUGCCAGAAAAAUGGGACCAAUCGAGAGCUUGAAAAAUUAUCCUCGAGAAUGCACCACUCCCAAUAUUCGGACGAAGGAAACACCAGAAAUGGAGCAGCAAGGGACUGCUCAAGUCUUGCUGACUGACAAGAAUAAGUUGACGGCAAUGCGUCCUGGUCCUAUCAGCAACAUAAACAGUAUGUCUCCUGUAACUUGUGAUGGAGUUUUAUCUGGCUCAGGAGACACGGCAUCGGCGCUGACCAAUUAUUUCCAGCAAUUACGGAGGCAGGACUCUACUAAGCAGGACCAGCCCUGUUUGAUGUCUUGUUCCAGCCAGAGUGCAGUCACUUCGUCAAUUCUAGGUGCUCAAUCCUCGAGUGGUGGACUGUUCCAAAACUCGCAGAUUGAUGGUUUCUCAAGUUCCCAGUCUUCUCAGGGCAGCAAAUACUUACAGCAGAGUAUGGCCGAGAAUUUACUGCAGGAAAUGGUGGCUAACGGCAGGGCAAAAGCAGUGCAGGAUGCAAAUGGCAAUGUUACUGCAGAUGUCCUUAGCAAGGUUAAUGACAAUGUUGUUGAUGGUUUGACUGCUAAAGCCAGGUAUACAGGUAUGUCUGGCAUUGGGCUCGGUUUUGGCAUUAGCAUAGUUGCUGCCACUGCUGCCCAGGCAAAUGUGUUGGGUUGUGUUGUGGAAAGUACUGAAAACCUUCAGGCUGCCGCUAACAGAAAUUCUUCCAGAGUAUGUGGUAGCAGCAUUUCAAUCAGGAGAGAACCAGAUCUUCCGGGGUUUCAUAUGCCCCAAGCACAGGAUUUUGGCUCAAGGUUUUUCUAA
Ilex paraguariensis (yerba mate) is the source of this 2031-nucleotide messenger RNA. Lineage: Eukaryota; Viridiplantae; Streptophyta; Magnoliopsida; Aquifoliales; Aquifoliaceae. The record is from the annotation of a GenBank genome assembly.